AUGGCUGCCAACUACUGGGACUCGACUCAGAGGAAACACUGGCAGUUCACCAAGGAGCAGCUGUCGUCGAUGCGCCAGAGACUCGAGGAUGAAGACCCGGGUCUUGUUCAGAGCUUCGGCUUGCCGCAGUGGAGGCAUCUGAACAUCUUCUUCAAUCAACAGAUCAACCGGCUCGGCAAACGGCUCGGGGUCAGGCAACAGGCCAUGGCCACUGCCCAGGUCUACAUCAAGCGCUUCUACAUCAAGGUCGAAAUCAGGAAGACGAACCCAUUCCUCGUCAUUACCACAGCCCUAUACCUGGCUUGCAAGAUGGAGGAGUGUCCUCAACACAUCAGGUUGAUGAACCAGGAGGCCAGGAGUUUGUGGACAGACAUGCAACUGUUCCACGACCCAUCCAAGAUAGGCGAGUGCGAAUUCUGGCUAAUAUCCGAGAUGAACUCGCACCUCAUCAUACACCAGCCCUACCGCACCCUUACCAGCCUGCAGUCCAGCCUCAACCUGACCCAGGACGAGAUAGCACUCGCCUGGUCCAUCGUCAACGACCAUUACAUGACCGACCUGCCACUCAUAUAUCCACCGCACACUAUUGCGCUUACCGCGAUACUGCUCGCCAUUCUAUUUCGGCCCUCGCAGAACAGCAGCCAGGGCGGCACGGCUCAAGGGUCUGGCAGUGCAAUGGGCCAGCCCAACAUGGCUGGAAUAAACGCAGUAACCGCUGCCCUUGCACAGGCUCAGGCGCGGCAGACGCCCACUCCUGGCGCACCCCCAGGGCAGACGCCCACUCCUGGCGCACCCCCAGGACAGACACCAGCAGAUGCGGCAAACGCUGCACAAUCGGCGGCGCUCACCAAGGAGAAGGGCGAGCGGUACUCGAAAGUGCAGCGUUUUGGCCUGUGGCUCGCUGAAAGUAGUAUGGACAUCGAGGGCAUGGUCGACUGCACUCAAGAACUGAUCUCUUUCUACGAUUGCCAAGAGCAGUACAAUGAUAAGCUUACGCGGGAGCAGAUCGUGCGCUUCAUCAAGGCAAGAGGGUUGGACAAGGGCUGA
This is a messenger RNA of Diaporthe citri, 1047 nucleotides long. RefSeq lists its product as uncharacterized. Bases 1 to 1047 code for a protein of 348 amino acids. The record is from RefSeq and is a predicted model, not a curated record. Gene Ontology annotation, cellular component: nucleus; mediator complex. Gene Ontology annotation, biological process: positive regulation of transcription by RNA polymerase II. NCBI's taxonomy places the organism in Eukaryota, Fungi, Ascomycota, Sordariomycetes, Diaporthales, Diaporthaceae. The transcript has 3 exons. Gene Ontology annotation, molecular function: cyclin-dependent protein serine/threonine kinase regulator activity.